UCUUUUCACUUCUUAAAUUUAGUUCGUUUUGUGUGGAUGUUAUCGGUAUCUGACACGUGGUUUAAUUUCUUCCUAUGUGUAAUCUUAUAAUAGAUUUUUUUAUAUAAGCUGAAUAAUUGUUAAAAUGCCACGUUCUUUGAAAGAUUCUGAUGAUGAUGAAGAGGUGAAAGCAGGUCGUACACAUACUCGGAUGUUGGCUGCGCAAUCUACAAUUAACUCUCCAUUACGUCGUAGCAGCAGAAUAAGACAAACUAUGGAAUCUGCAUCUAUAGAAACAUUGAAAAGGACACAGUAUACUAGAAGGACAUCUGUUUCUUCUGACAUUAGUGAGACACGAGAUGUUGAAUUUGGAACAUCUAAAAGAACUACAAGACGCAGUGUAGCUACAACUUUUAGUCCAUCUACCAGAAUUACUCGAACAUUAAGUAAACAUCUUACUCGAGCUGGUUCUGAAACAAAAUCACCAUCAGUAUCGCCACUUAGAACAUGUAGAACAAGAGCUAGUUCUGUUGGUAUGGAAUCAGCAUCUGUAAAACGUCAAAGUCAAUCUGGACCAAUUAAAUUACAUAAACAGACAACCAUGUUACCAUCACAUACCUUACUUAGAGAAGAUAGUGAAGACAAUAAGUUGCUUUUAUUGGAUGAUGUAAUUGGUGAAAUUGAAAAAUAUACAGAAGAUAGUGAAGACAAUAAGUUGCUUUUAUUGGAUGAUGUAAUUGGUGAAAUUGAAAAAUAUACAGAAGAUAGUGAAGACAAUAAGUUUCUUAUAUUGGAUGAUGUAAUUGUUGAAAGUGAAGAAUAUACAGGAAACUCGAGUUCUUCACUGGAUAAGACAUUACAUAUUGGUGAAAAAGAUAAGAAGAAAAGUCUAAAUACAAAACAAUAUAACUCUGAAGAAUGUUUAUUGCAUGAUGUUACUAUAACUGAAGAUAUUCCAAACAAAUCUCCAAAUGCUCUAAAGAAAGACAAAAACGAUAAACUAGACAUUAAAAUAAGUAAUUUGUCAGAAGUUCAGAUAUCACUGAUUGAUAUACGUAAAAACGAAAAAGAGCUUGGAGUUAAGAUAGAAAAUAUUUUGAACACUUCUAUUGAAGAAGAAAAGAGAAGUCUUGGUAAUAAAGAAAACCAAACGCUGAAUAUUACUAGCUCUACAUCAAUAGAGAAGAAUGUGCAACCUAUUAACACCAUGCCAUUAUUAAAUACUGAUUCUUUAACUUCAACUGUAAAUAUAAAUAAAACAUUAAAUGAAAAGGAAAACAAACCUACCUUAAUACUAAAUGAGGUAAGCUUGGAUAAACAGCUUGAUUCGAGAUCAUCAAUAGAAGCUUCCGUAAAACAUAACGCUUUAUUACAAGAUAUUGAUAGCAAUGUGGAAAAAAUGAAUAUUUCUAUAAAUUCUUUAACUUUAAAUCUAACUGAUAACAAAAAUAAUUUGGAUACAUCUUUAAGAAGUGAUGCAAGUGAGAAACGGAGUUCACAUCAUGAUGUGGAUAGUAAAUCAUCUGUAGAUAAUACAAAUAAAUUAAUUUUGAUAGAAAAUGACACUAUAGAAUUAAGUGAUAAAUCCAUUAUUGCAAAAGAAACGUCCAUUGAGAAUAAAAGUGAACCUUUUGAAGAUAUAAUAGAAGAAGCUUUCAAUAAAUCGGAUGAAAAUAAAGAUUCAAAAAAAUCUAUUGUGACUGAAAUAAAUGAAAUGUCAAAUUCAUCUAUCAACCAAAUACCGGAUAAGUGGGAUAGCACAGAAAGUUUAAUUUUUAUUCAAACUUUAGAUAACAACACCAAAAUAUUAGAACAAAGAAGUCCAUGUUCAAGUACAAACGAGGUUUCAUCAAUCGUAGACCGACCUAUUGCUAAUCACUCAAGACAGUUAUCAAAUGAUGCAGAAAACUUGCCAUCAAAUGAUAAAAGUUCUGACGACGACCAAUCUAUAAUACAGUCAAGUAUAUCCCGAGAUGAUGUAACUAAUAAUUCUCCCAAAGAGAAACAGAAAACUCUAUUUGAACAAACGGACUGUGUUUAUGUUGUUCCGGAGAUAAUAAAUUCUUCGUUUAAAAACUUGAAUGCAGAUAAUACGAUACAAGACACUCAAUCUCCUGAUAUUCUAAAACUUUCCGAAAAGUCUGUAACAAAAAUUGCUGAAGACAAUUCGGAUCUCGAUAUUGGUAUUGAAUUAUUUCAAGAUGUUCCUACUGAAAAAUGGGGAAAACAAAAGAUUGAAAAAAACGAUAAAGUUGAACCCAGUUCUCAGGUAACAGAAAAACUAGAAACUAGAAACUCAGAAAGACUAGAAACUCAGAAUUGUGAUCUUGUUUUAGUAGACAAGCAAGCAUGGUAUGAAGCUAAAAACAUGGAAGAGACAAAAGAGCAAAACUUAUUGGAAUAUGAUUCCGAUACUAUAUUAUCAAAAAAUCAAUUAGAAACUGCAAAAACAAGUUUUAGUGAUGCUAAAAGAUUGAGCAUUUUAAAUCAAAAAACGGAUCUCGAUAAUGAAAAAACCAAAACAGUUAAAUUGAAUAAAAAGAAAAAAUUAUUGAUUAAAAGAAGAUCAGCAUCUCAGAAAUAUAAGAAUUCCUCAAGUGAAUGUGAAGAAGAGGAAGAUAGUUUGAGUAUUGCUAAUAAAUCUUCAGAACAGCUAGAGACAGCGGCAUUAAAUCAAUGUAACACUUCAAAAUUAUUCAAAUCAGAACGAGCAAACAUAACAGAACAAAUUUUUCAAGUGCAUGAUAUAUCUAAUAAAGAAAUAGAAGAUAAUACAGAUAGAUCGCAAAGAAGCCUAUCAGCGAGUGAGAAAAAUACACUUUUGCAAAAAUCAACGGAAAAGAGAGAGUCCUUGAAUAAGUCUAUGAAAGACACACCUUCAAAACAGAGUAAUAUACAAGAUCUGUAUAUAAAUCAAUCUCAAAUACAUACUUCAGAAGAAGACUUCGAUAAUGCAGAUGCACAUAUAAAGAAAAAAGCGAAGAAAAAACGGUCUUUGAAUAAAUCAAAUAACAUAGAUAAUAAUAUUAGAACUGCAUGUAAUAAUAUAGUAACUGAGAAAGGAAACAUCUCACUGAGCAAAGAUAACAUUGAAGAAGACACAAUUGUACUUACACACUGUUUGAUAAAUAAGAAAUCAAAAGCACUGGAUAUCAACAAAAUAUUACCAGAUUUGAAUGAUGAAAUCAGUAAUAAUGUAAACAUAAUACGUACUAUAGAUUUAGGAUUUAAAAAUAAAUCUACAUUGACAGUGGCAAAAUUACCUUCUGAUACUGACUUCUCGGAUAACAAUGAGAGUGCUAUACCACAGUUUCUUUGUGCACAAAGUAGCGAAGAUAAUAACAAAGAUGAUAAGGUAGAUGACAGUAUAGAUCCAGAUAUUAAGAAAGAAUACAACUUGUUUGGAAUGAAACAAAAAUUUUCUGAUGAUGAUGCACUUGCUGAUGAAUGUAGAGAUUCGGAAGUAGAAUUCUCAAAUCCUGAUGACCAUGGUUCAGAUCUUAUAGAUUUUAUAGUUGAUGAUGAUGAUGAGAAUAUACAAAAUGAGAAAAAUGAAGAAAAUAAAGAUGUAGAAGAUAUAGAAGAUAAUAAAGACAUCGAGAGUGAAGAACAAUAUAUGAUAAAAGAUAAUGAAUUUGAGAAGAAAGAAGCAAACUAUGAUCAACAAACAUGCAAAAUUAUAGAACACUGUAUGGAAAGUAACAAUGAAGAAGAUGUGAAUGAAGAGAAUGAUAAAGAAGAUGCAUAUAAGAUGAACUCGGUAAAAAUAAAAAUUACUGAUGUUACUAAAGGACUUAAGAUCAAUAAAAAUAAGAAGAGUAAGAAAUCACCUAAGACUAUUUCGUCUAGUAGUGAAUCAAAAACAAAACGAUAUGUCGAAGCGACAAAAUCACCUGUGAACAAAACUGAAGAAAAUAUUUUAUUGGAUGUAUCAACUCUGACUUCGUCGUUCGAACAAAAAAAAGAAUUAAAUCCACAAUGUUCUUUAAAAAGGAAAGCAGAACAAACUUUGACUAAACAAAUCAACACGUCUGCAAUAGAAUCCAAAAAGAUUAUCAGACCAUCUGUUGCGAUAUUAGGAUGUAGUACACCAAAACUCAAUUUACAAAAUAAAAAAUCUCAAACUGUAGUUUCAGAAUUACAAUCUGAUAACUCUAGUAACGUAGAAAUAAAAAAACGUGUAACAUUUCAAGAUAUAGAAACAAACAAUCAAACUACGAAAAAGAAUUUGAAGAAAAACAUUAAAUUAGAUAAAAUAGAUAAAUUAAUACAAAAUACUUUAUCUAACAAGAAGAAAUCAAUGAAGAUCUCUGAAAGAGAUAUUAAUUUGGACAAAUUAAAUUAUACGAAUGGUAAGAAACAAAUAUUAAAUGCCAAUUCUGCUAAUAAUGCUAUACAAGAAAGUAGUCAACAAAAAAAAAAAAAGCGAAAAAGACAAGAAAAAGAAAUGUGGGAUGAAGAUGCCACUGAUGAGCUUGUGUUACAAGAAAUGAAAGAAUUAAAUAUUCCUAAAAAGAAAAGAUAUGUUAAAGUUGAUUCAAUGCAAACUAGAGAUUUGAAAGUAAAAUCUGAGAAUCUAGAGCCUAAUACAGUACAAUUACAAAAUGCUGAAUUAAAAUCUACUUCCUUUAAAAUGCAGAAUAAAGAAGAUUUUUCUACAAAUAAUUACAAAGUUUUGAAGAAAAAAAGUAAACAAGAGAUAGAAAAUAAAAAAAUUUUAUCACAAAAAUUAUCAAAAAAGAAAAAAAAAGAAGAUAAUACUUUGCCAUUACAAUCUGAAGCUAUGGAGAAAUCCGUUAUUUUAAAGUCUGACAAACGUGCUAAAUCAAAACUAACCCACUUUACUGAGACACAGAAUGAAGAAACAAUUUCAUCAACAAAUAAUUACAUGACUACGAAAAAGAAAGAGCGAAAGACAGGGAACAAAAAAGAAACUUGGUUAGAAAAACCAUUAAAGAAAAAGAAAGCAAAACAAAUACUGCCAUUAGAAAUUGGAACUCCAACAUUAAAAGAGCAAGAAACAGACAAGGGAACUUCGGCAGAAAAAUUAUUAAAGGAGAAAAAAAAAGCAAGAAAAAUUCUUUUAUUAGAAACUGAAAGUGCGACAUUCAAAUCCGAUCUUCAAUCAAAUAAACUACGAUCACAAAAUUAUGUACCAGAUCUUGUUGGUUUUUUUAAAUUAUCAGAUGAAAAGAAAGAUUUAUCUAUAGUAAAUUAUAAGGAUAUGCAUAAGAAAUUUAAACAAAAAAAAUUAAAAGAAAAUAAAGAAUAUUGUCUAGACAAAUUGUCAGAAAAAAAGAAAGAAGUAGAAAGGACUGCGGAAUCGAAACCUGAAAUUUCAAAAUUAAAAUCUGAUAAAAAAGUAAAAUCUGGCAAACUACAAUUACAUAAUAUUAUGUUACACAGUAAUAGAUCAAAAUCUAGUUUUGAAGCACAAGAUAAAGCUUUAAAAGAUAUACAUACUACAAAUUGCAUUACAGCUAAUGAAGAAUUGAAGAAGAUAAAAAAAAGAAAAUUACAAGAUAUUGAAACUAAUAAAGAUCAAGAUAAAAACGAGAUACCUGUCAAAAAAAAGAAAAAAGAAGGAAAGAUAAAAGAAAAGAGUGGCCUGUCAUCAUCGACAGAAACUCUGAAACGACUUCCAGAUAGUGUGAUUGUGAAUCUUGCAGAAGUGCCAAAAAAAAAGAGACAAAAAAUUUCACGAGACGAAGAACAAGUAACACCGGAAAAUACAGAGAAGUUGAUGACAAAUGAGAAUUCCAUUCCUUCAAACUUCUGUAAUAAUCACAUUUCUCGAAUCAAUGUAGUAAGCUUAAAGAAAAUUAAGAAACAAUCGUCAACUGGAAUCGCAACAGUAGUUUCAGCCAAACGACAUAUCUCUAAGAAUCGGGAACCUAUUUCAGCUUAUAUAUCAUAUCUUCAAAAACAGCGCGCAGCAUCUAAAAACAAAUUCAGUACUAAUGCAUUUUAAAAAUAUAUUAUUCUUUAAUUAUAUAAAUAUAUUAGUAUUCUUUAUUCUAAUAUUUGUGAUUAAAAUAAUAUUAAGAGCACAUUGAUUAAAGCAACUUUUUUCUGUGUAUUAAUAGUAAAAUGCUUUGCUUCAAAUUUAUCUCACAAAUUGCAUUAUUAAAUUACAUAAUUUUCAGAAAUAAAGUACAUUUUUCAUUUUUAAAAUUUUAUGUAGAGAUUCAUUAAGUUCUUUUUUACUUGAAACACACCACAGAUAACUUGCUAUUGAAUAAUUU
Pseudomyrmex gracilis is the source of this 6224-nucleotide messenger RNA. RefSeq lists its product as uncharacterized. The record is from RefSeq and is a predicted model, not a curated record. The coding region runs from base 125 to 5950 and encodes 1941 amino acids. NCBI's taxonomy places the organism in Eukaryota, Metazoa, Arthropoda, Insecta, Hymenoptera, Formicidae. The transcript has 5 exons.